AUGCGCCACGGCGUCGACAAAACGAUCAAGACGCUUUUUAAGCAAUUUACCAAGCCAACAUCCCGACAGCUCCGUGGAUCCCGAAACCCCAGAGCCGCAGGCAGCUUAUUUGCCAUCUUCAACGCUUUAACCAAUUGGGACAAGAUCAGAGAUCUUGUGGUGGAGGAAUUCACUGCUAUCAACCCUUUUAGGCAAGGCCACCCAGGUCUUGUCUUUGCCCUCCUGAAAUGGCUCAAAGCCAUCACACCCCUUGUUCACGAGGAUUUGCCCAACUUGUCUGGGGACAGACUCUCCCAAACCUGGAGAGCGAUGAAGGACUUAUGGAGGACCAUCGGAGCUGAAGGAGGGUGGGACGGACGAAGGGAAUGGUGGUGGUAG
Fusarium odoratissimum NRRL 54006 is the source of this 378-nucleotide messenger RNA. RefSeq lists its product as uncharacterized. The transcript has a single exon. NCBI's taxonomy places the organism in Eukaryota, Fungi, Ascomycota, Sordariomycetes, Hypocreales, Nectriaceae. The record is from RefSeq and is a predicted model, not a curated record. The coding region runs from base 1 to 378 and encodes 125 amino acids.